AUGUCGCUAAUAAGGUACCUAACUGAUAAUUUAACUGAUAUUGUUUUCAAUACUAAUGACCUAUCAAUUUUUCAUUGUAAUAUUCGUAGUAUUAACUUGCACUUUAAUGAACUCUUAGUUUAUCUAAAUUCAAUUCCGCAAACUUUUGAUUUUAUUAUUUUAACUGAGACCUGGUUAAGUGUUGAUUUAAACUUUAAUAUUAAUGGUUAUAAAACAUAUCAUUCCUUGGGUUUUUUAAAUAAAUCUGAUGGUGUUACUAUUUUUAUUAGAAAUAAUGUAUUUAUCAUGGACCUUAGUACUAAUAUUAUAACAGAUUGCAAUUCUAUUGAAAUUAAUUUUAAAUACAAUUUACAUAAUUAUAAAAUAAUAGGAAUUUAUAGAUCACCAAGUUUAGUUAUAAAUAAUUUCUUAAUGGGCAUUGAUUCUUACCUGUCCAACAUUUCUGUUAAUGAUAAAGUAAUUAUCUGUGGUGAUAUGAAUAUUAAUAUCCUUGAAAAUUCAAGUGAUGUUUCUAACUACUUAAAUAUUCUGGGAUCUUAUAAUUUUAUUUCUUGUAUUGACUCUUACACUAGGGUUACUGAUUCUACAAUGUCUUGUAUUGAUCAUAUUUUUAUUAGAAAUAUUGAUAUAUCUAAAGCAAAUUCUUUUGUUAUUAAAACAGAUAUUACAGAUCAUUUUAGUUUGGCUUUUUUUAUUAAAGAAGAUUUUAUUGACAAUCUAAAGGAUAAUGUGAGACACGAUAAUUUUAAUAAAAAAAAUAUCAUUAAUUUCAAUACAUUAAAUAUUUUAAUUUCUUCAUUUGAUUGGCAUAGUUUAUUAAUUAAUAAUGAUGUGGACAUAUUGGUAGAUAAAUUUAACUAUAAAAUAAAUGAAUUAAUUAAUAGUGCUACUAAGGUUACUAUUAUUUCAAAUAGUAAACUUAAAAAAACCCAUAAAAUUAAAAUCUGGAUAACUAAUGGUCUUCUUAUCUCAAUUAAAAAUAGACAAAAACUUUAUAAGAAAAAACUUAAUUCACCUUCGAUUUAA
Messenger RNA from Macrosiphum euphorbiae (potato aphid), 1026 nucleotides. The record is from the annotation of a GenBank genome assembly. NCBI's taxonomy places the organism in Eukaryota, Metazoa, Arthropoda, Insecta, Hemiptera, Aphididae.